Plectropomus leopardus (leopard coralgrouper) is the source of this 3045-nucleotide messenger RNA. Lineage: Eukaryota; Metazoa; Chordata; Actinopteri; Perciformes; Serranidae. The record is from RefSeq and is a predicted model, not a curated record.
AUGUCGGGUUUGGGGUUUGACCUACAGCAGCCAUGUUUGAUGAUGUCACUCAGCACCGGCUGCGGCUCACAGCGCCCCCCGGUGGCCGGCUGCGGCUCUCCGGUGGCCGGCUGCGGCUCACAGCGCCCCCCGGUGGCCGGCUGUGUCUCGGGGCUGCUGGGGGAUUUCCUGGGCGGAAGCAGCGGAGGGGGUUUCCAGUGUGAUCAGCCCAGUCCUCCCCGACCAACAGAACCAGCAGAAUCCCAAACGGAACCCGGAGAACACCGAAGAGACCCGGACCAUGAGGAGACCGGCUGCGGCCCGGAGGCUCCGCGGCAGCGGCAACGCGACGGUCUGAGUCCCGAAGAGAGUCUACCGAGGAUUCGAGAGCCGAGAGCCGAGAGCCGGGGCCCGCCGAGGAGAUUCAUCUGUCUCUGUCUGUCUCUGUGUCUCUUCAGUGGUCCAGUGUUGUCGUUGGCGAUGACGUCCAGCGGUGAGCAGUGUUUCAGUGGAGGCAUCGACUCGACCAUCCAGUGGUGGAACAUCCCGAGCUCCAACGUCGACCCCUACGAUACCUACGAUCCCAGCGUCCUGGCGGGGUCGUGGUUGGGACACACGGACGCGGUGUGGGGAUUGGCUUACAGCGGCAUCAAGAACCGCCUCCUGUCCUGCUCCGCCGACGGCACGGUCAAACUGUGGAACCCGACGGAGAAGAACCCCUGCAUCAGCACUUUCAACACAAACAAGGAACAUGGCGUCCCCACGUCGGUGGACUUUAACGGCUGUGACCCCGCCCACAUGGUGGCGUCCUUUAACACCGGAGAUGUGGUGGUGUACGACCUGGAGACCUCCCAGAAUGCACUGGUGCUGAAGGGGCAGGGAGAUGGCAGCGUCCCAGGGUCCAAUCACAUCAAUAAGGUGGUCAGUCAUCCCACGCUGCCCGUCACCAUCAGCGCCCACGAAGACAGACACAUCAAAUUCUACGAUAACAAGUCAGGUAAAGUGAUCCACGCCAUGGUGGCUCACCUGGAUGCCGUCACCAGUCUGGCUGUGGACCCCAACGGGAUCUACCUGAUGUCUGGAAGUCAUGACUGCUCCCUGCGUCUGUGGAACCUCGACAGUAAAACGUGCGUUCAGGAGAUCACGGCUCACCGUAAGAAGAGCGAGGAGGCCAUCUACGAUGUGGCCUUCCACCCCUCCAAGGCCUACAUCGCCUCGGCAGGAGCCGACGCCCUCGCCCGGGUCUACGUUUAGACGAGGGGAGGAGGAGGAGGAGGAGGAGGAGGAGGAGGGACGACUGCGGGGCGAGAGACACAAACAGACAGAGAGCGGGAGGGAGCCCCCCCCCCCCGCAGAGCCACCAUGACACUACAUGACCCCGCCCCCCCUCCCAUCGUGUUAACACUAGUCUGACCUCUGACCCCCACACAGCAGGAGGCGACCUUAAAGGAAAAAUCCCCAAAAAUCAUCUUGUUGUUUCACGUUGUAACGAGAUCAGACCAAGAAAAGUUUGUUCUGUAGCCGCUGGUCACUUGAACGCAGCGUUAGCUCACAGAACGUUAGCCGCUGGUCACGUGAACGCAGCGUUAGCUCACAGAACGUUAGCCGCUGGUCACUUGAGCGCAGUGUCAGGUGAGCGACGCUCUUUGUCGUGUUAGUUGUUGGAAACGUUCUCCGCUGAGCAGAAAUCGUCUCGCUGUAUCCGGAGAUUUGGUGCUUCUGUCGCUGCUGUUCGUCGUUUAAACGCCACUCUAAAGCGCGUUAACGAUGUUGGAAAUUUGUGCUUUUGUCCGUAGCUGCUGUCAGAUUUCACUUCCGCACGCCGAUCAAACUACAGAAAACAAAUAUGAGGUUCCACCGAGGAACAAAAGAACCCAAAAACUCUUUGAGGAAAUGGUAUAAAGACGCAGCCUGAGCGGAAACUGAAAGGGUUAAAGGACUGAAAGGGUUAAAGGACUGCGAGGCGCGUCGUCACUCGGCGAACAGCAGAAGAUCUGAGGGGGAUUUUUCCUUUAAAGCGUCUCCGGCUGCAGCAGAGAAGAAGAGAAUCCAGCAAGGAACGCGGCGUCUGAAGUUUUAACCCCUCGAGCUUUUGUUGUAUUUAAGUUUUAGAUUUUAAAAUCUGCAGUUCCAUAUUUUUUACAGUGUUUUUAAGAGGAUUCAUAGAAAAAAGAAGUUAAAAAAACCUGGACAUCACGUCGGUUUUGUUUUUUAAUACUAACGAUGAACGAGCUCAUCGGGUUAAAAAUGAGACUCAGCUGAUUGGUCGGUACACCUCAGCCCCUGGCGGGCCAAUCAGAGCCCUGCGUUUAAACCACCGAGCGAAGGAUUCCUGCGUGGGCGUUGCUGUAGUUACGUAUGGACGUUUUCUGUUUGUGUAAAAUAAAUCUAGUUUUUAUAAUCGUUUUUAUAAACGUGGAAGCGUCUCGUUAACGGCACCGAGGAGGAUUCUGGGUCCUCACUCCGUCCAGUCCUGCCAUCGUCCUCCGUCUCCGUGGAGACGUCAUGUCCUCCGUCUUCACAGAGACAUCACUUCAUGUAGAAAGUAAAGGAGAGAGGACUACGGAGGCCCAUUUCUGCCAAUGUGAUGGCCAAAAGAACAAAAAAAAAUCCUGUUGUUUAUUAUAGAGAAACUUUGUCAAAUUAAUGACUUCAUAUCUCAAAAAAUAAUUUGGUGUUGCAACAUAUGAUUAUCUCCAAAAAAUAACUUGCCAAAAUAAGUACCUACUAUAUCAACAUAAUGAUGCAGUUUUGCAAAACAUGACUUAAAAUAUCAAAAUUGUUAACAAAAAAAGACCCAAUAUUUCAAAAAAAGACUAAGCUCUUAGAAGUGAUGGCUACCAAAAUAACAACUUAGUAUGUACAAAUAAUGACUCAAAAUAAAAACUUGAUGACUCAGUAUCUAAAAAAUGAGUUAGUAUCUAAAAAAACCCCAGAUUUUCUAAGUACUCAAAAAUAAUGACUUACAGAAAUGAUGACUUAGUACCUCGAAAAAAUAUUAUAAGAAAAUGACUUAUAGUUACACAAGAAAAUGACAGUUCACAGUAUCACAACAAUAUUUAUUAU